GCACUCCAGAAGCGCUGGGCAGGGAGGGCUGCGCUGGGGCAGCGCCUCCGGCUGCCAUGCGUUGGCUAGGCCAGCCUUGCGCGCUGCCUCCGCUUUUCCCCAGGGGGCCGUUCCGGGCGGGCGGCGGGCGCGUCGCCUUGGCCCAAGCGGCCGGCACUGGCGGCAGCCUCCGCGCGGGGGCAGUUCGGGCCGGCGGCGCUGCGCCGGGGUUCCUGUGGGGCCAGGUGCAGCCCAGCCGGGCAGUUGAGACUCAGCCUCCCGGCCAACGGCAUCAGCGAGGCGGUCUCCGGCUCCUGCGCUGCCUCUUGCGAGAAUCGGGGCUGCGGCACCCACCCACCCGCUUUUGGCUCCCGGCGGCGGCUGGCGGUCCCCUCCGCAGAGGAAGCGAACCGCUGUGCCGCCCGUCCAGUCCGCUAGAGACGCCGGCGGCGGAUCCCCGCCAGCUGCGCUCCAAGACAGCCUGGCAAACGACGAGGAGUUUCUCCGCCAGCGGAGAGGACAGCCGCGGCGGCGGACCCCGCAGCAACCUCGCUUCUCCCAAAGCUACAGGUGCACCCCCAGAAAAUCCCAACCAGGAAAAUGGGAAGAAACCUAAUAAAUCCCAGCAGUUGAAGAAAAUUUUUAAGGAAUACGGAGCUGUCGGAGUAACGUUCCAUAUUGGGAUUUCAUUGAUGUCUCUGGGAAUGUUUUAUUUGGUUGUGUCAAGCGGAGUGGACAUGACCACUGUUCUCUUCAAGCUGGGAUUUGAUGAAGCCCUUGUGCGAUCCAAGCUAGCUGCAGGAACAAGCACUUUUGUAUUAGCCUAUGCUAUUCAUAAACUGUUUGCUCCAGUCCGGAUCAGCAUCACCAUAGUCUCAGUGCCCUUCCUUGUUCGCUAUUUUCGGAAGAUAGGCUUUUUCAAGCCUCCAGCUCCAAACCCGUGAUGUUCCUCUGUGGAAUUCAAUAGAAAAGGAUGCUCCCUUGCUUCUUCAUAGAAACAUUUGGAAGCUAAUGCACUCUGGUGUGCCUGUUUGGACCCCCCAAAUCUCUUUCUCAGAAAUGGUGGGGAAUGUGCUUUCUCUGAAAUCGGUAACUAGUUUAAAAAGACUACUAUCCAUGUCGCUCAGAUACAUUGUUAGCUUACUGAAGCAGUGGAAGAAUUAUUGAUUGGGUAUGCUGAUAAACAUGUCAGGUCUGAACACUGGAUCUUUUAACCCAGUACUAUUUGUAUGGAGCAGCAAGGCUUUUUAAGACAACGGGCCUGUUCAAGAUUGUCCUAAAGUGCAGGACGUUGAAAAACAGGCAUAAAUGACAAGAAAGCAGGUUCAAGUUGAACUUUAGAAACACUCCUAAGAGCAGUUUGACAGUGAAGCCAAUUUCUGAGGGAGGCCAUGAUUCCUUUUCUGGGUAUGUUCAGAUUUUGAUUCCUUAACUGAGGAAAGGUGUAAACUCUGUAGCCUAAAUGGCCCUUUCAGUUGAUUCUAACCCUCCCCCAUUCUCUACAAGCUCAACCAAUUAAGCUGAUUGAAUUUAGGAUGCAAACUAAUACUAAUACUAAAUAUCAUGUUUCGUGUGCAGUGAUCUUGUAAAUAAAGGUCAAAGCCAUUUCAAUGCUAGAUCUGCAAAUGCUGUACGUACAUAAAUAAGCGCUAGAUUCUAGGGAGUCAUAUUUGUCGCAUUCCAGAAGGUAACAUUCUAGCAUCUAGUUUUUCGUUGACAUGAGCUAUUGGACGCUUGCAUCUGUUGCCCAUAAUAGCUUGCAGGCGUGGGGGAAUUUCCUGCCAAAAAUGGUACAAUGGUAGAGUGAUUUAAUGACAGUGGAUAAAAGUAUUAGCAUACUUAAUUGGACAGUUGGCCAAUUUGAGAAUGGGCAGGGCAGGGGAGAUAGAAGCUAGGAUUUACUGUUUUUCCUGAGCUUAGUGUGCUUUGAUGUGGAAGGUUUCUUUGGUUGGUGGUGGUAUGCCCAUUUACAGGUUUUACAUAUUUCUGCCCUCAGUUUUCAGCCAUCAUAGUCAGAAGAGACUUCCAGGGGCUGCAAAAACAAAGGCUUGGGGACACAAAUUGCCAUCCUGUCUUAUGGAAAGCAGCAUCAGACAGAAACUAUGCCAGUGGCUGAUCCACAGCAGUGGGGAUACUGCAGAAAUUAUCUGCAAGGAUGAGCUACAAAUAAUACACAAUGAGGACGUACAGUAGAUCUUGUAGAACUGCGUGAUACCUCUGGCUUCCUUUCCCUGCACUUUCAGCUAUUUUAACUUUUUAAACCUGGGACUGAAGCAUCACUGCAGUGAAUGCAGGAAAUGGAGAAUGGAUUGAUAACAAUAAAAAAGGGUAGCUUCAUUCCUUAGUGGCACAGCAUGCUGAGGAUAGAACCAGUAACAUGUACAUCUACUGGCAUGUAUCUGCAAAACAAACAUCUUACAAUCCUACAGUUAGAAGCCACUGAGGCCAUCAAAUUUAACCCUCCAUUGAAUGUAGGUAUCUAAAGCAACCCCACAAUCUACCCUCUGCAUUAGUACUUUAUAUUUACUAAAAGGAAGGCCAUCAACUCCUAAGAAAUCUCUUUCCCUACCAAACUGCUUAUCCUUGGGAAGCUUUUCCUAACAUUCAACCAUAACCUGCCUUCCUAUAACUUAAGACCAUGCCAUUCCAUACAAUUGCUCUACCCUGACCUUUCUAAAUAUACCAUGCAAGUAUUUUUGAGGGGAAAUUGGCAGGCUCGUCUUUUAUGCUUGAUUGUAAUCAGUUGGCUCUUGGAGGAUUUGAAAAGUGGUUAAAGCUGAGGAGUGCUCUCUAUAUAAACUAGUGUGCAAUCCACUAAAUAAAUUGAUAACCUGUUUGCUACUGUUUCUAAAUUGUUUUCCAAAAGCAUAGGAAUUAAGUCAGUUCAUAAUGCGAUACUAUUUUGUGAAAAAGCAAUCUUGUGAAAUAAGAUGAAACCUAUUACUUUGAUAGAUAAAAUUGACAAGUUUACCUAUGUGCUGUGAAUAAAGAUAACUUAAGGCUUCAGUGAACCAUAGUCAACUGUAAAAGCCAGAUAGUUCAACACAUUGGGAUGAAAUAAAAUAAUCCAAAUCCUGGGAUCUAUCCCAGACAUUAAGGUGGUUUUAAAUUUACAUGAAGUUGCAGGCAGUGGCUGGGUUCAUACAUUGCUCUAAAUCACGACCCAUACUUUGCAAGCCACAGAGGUUACAUAGAUACAAUAUACUAAACAACACUAAAGAAAUUGCAUGGCUUAGCACAGGUACAUGAUUCCAAUCACUGGGGGAACAUUCAGCCACUGAAUUUAAGAAUUCGAUACUGAAAAAAUUACUAUGUAGAAUAAAGUACAAUUUUAUAAUUAUAUUUGAAGGGUCAUACAUGCAACAUGUAAAUUAAGCUACCUAUUCCAAAAGCUUUCAAUGAUUAAACAAAAUUAAGUAACAAUGUGCCUGCCAAGUCUCAUGGAAUCAGAUCAAUUCCAUGGGGGCAGCAAAGGAAAAAAUGCAUAGAGUUUCAUUACUAUUCCAAGGAUCACAGCAAAAUUAAUUUGCACUACAUCAGAGUAUAAAGUUGUUGCUUCAACAGAAAAAAAUAAUCUGCUUGCUUUGCGCAGUAAUUCACAAGAAGGAAAAGAUACCUGUGUUCGUUAUAUGCCUGUUUUUUAAAAAAAAUUAAUUAUUGAGUACAGCCACUCCUCGUUGAGUGACUACCUUGGUUAGCAACCAUUCACAAAUACAAUGGUAAUAAAACUUCAUCUUCUGACCAAUGCACACAUUUAUGACCAAAUUUCAUGUGCCCGACAACAAAUGCCUUGGGUAUGAAACUGAUUACAGUCUGGUCACUUACAGGCAGCAGCCUAGCAGGCUGGAGGUCUCUAACCAACUAAUUAAGGUCACAGUUGAGCUUGUUAACUUGUGGUUAGCACUUUUUAGGUUAGCAGCCCAGAGAAAAGCAGCUCAGGAAGGGACAGCUAGUUUAAGCAGCCUCUCUGCCCUGCGAGUGGGGGUGGGGAAAAGGGUCAGGCACAGGGCACUGUAGGAGAGAAUUUUAUCUAAGGUGGCAAAAACCAGUGAACUUCACAGCAUCUCUGUCACAUGUUCACUUAAGGACCAAGUCAUCGGAAUGGAAUAUGGUUGCUAAAUGAGAGGGUGUAAAUUCAUACCAGGCCAAUGGUUUAACAUAUUACAUUAACUUUGUUACAUCAAGGCACUGUUAAAGUCAGCAGAUCAUUGUAGCAGGUCCUAGCUUACCACCAAUUCUAAGUAGAAUAUCACCCAUCAUUUCUGAAUUCAAUUUCAAGCCCACUUUCAAUAGAUACACUGUAUUUUGAGAAUUUCCUGGAAUCAGUAUUUUCCACAAUAGAUGAUUUGGAAAGUACAAGGCUUGUAUUUUCAGGACCAAACAUUCAGUUUAUCUAAACUGUACUGGUAGCUUGAAGUGAAAUUGUAUGCUUGGAUAAAUGUAAAUUCUAAGAUUAAAGUACCAUAAGGUGCAAGU
Candoia aspera is the source of this 4455-nucleotide messenger RNA. RefSeq names its product family with sequence similarity 210 member B (gene MIMS2). Lineage: Eukaryota; Metazoa; Chordata; Lepidosauria; Squamata; Candoiidae. Gene Ontology annotation, cellular component: mitochondrion. Bases 57 to 923 code for a protein of 288 amino acids. The record is from RefSeq and is a predicted model, not a curated record. The transcript is spliced from 3 exons.